This is a messenger RNA of Heteronotia binoei (common prickly gecko), 1394 nucleotides long. Its product is annotated as complement C1q and tumor necrosis factor-related protein 9A-like. The record is from RefSeq and is a predicted model, not a curated record. NCBI's taxonomy places the organism in Eukaryota, Metazoa, Chordata, Lepidosauria, Squamata, Gekkonidae. The transcript has 4 exons. Bases 100 to 1173 code for a protein of 357 amino acids. Gene Ontology annotation, molecular function: protein binding.
CUUUUAAGGACUCAGUAACCAAACAAACAACUGCCCUUGCCUCACCUGCAUGUACUAUCCUUGCCUGCAAAUGAAAGAUGUCUGAAAACUGUAUCUUCCAUGGAUGUGUUGCAAAAGCCAGAGUUAUGUAGGAUGAAACUCUGUCUUAUUUUGCUGGUUGUUGCAGUCAGUGCAGAAGAAAUCCAAAAACAGAACAGUUGCAUUGAAGGGUUUCCGGGAAUGCCUGGAAGCCCUGGACACAACGGCUUACCUGGACGAGAUGGCCGAGAGGGAACAAAAGGAGAAAAAGGGGACUCAGGUGAGGCGGGACACCCAGGGAAACCAGGCAAGGAUGGAAUAAAUGGAGAAAAGGGAGAACCAGGAGCCCAUGGCAGAGUUGAAGAGAAGGGGAAGAAAGGAGACAAAGGAGAAAGAGGCUGGCCUGGGAAAUUUGGACCCAAAGGAAUUCCUGGACCUGUGGGUGAUAAAGGUCAAAAGGGUGAACUAGGAUUACAAGGACGAAAGGGGAUAAAAGGUGACGUUGGUCCCAUCGGCCCACAAGGAAUUAAAGGCGAAAUUGGAUUCCAAGGAGAAAUAGGUCUGAGGGGUCCCAUUGGGCCCAUGGGCCAUCUUGGUCCUAAGGGGGAAAUUGGAGGCCCAGGACCCAAAGGCAGUAAAGGAAUUCAAGGUGAGAAGGGCUGGAAAGGGGACAGGGGAGAAAAAGGGAACCUUGGAGGAACCCCCGUCAUUCCAAGAAGUGCCUUCAGUGUUGGUCUCACUGUCGCCACCAAGCUCCCCCCUUGCAAUAUUCCCAUCAGAUUUGACAAAGUGAUGUAUAAUGGCUUGAAUCAUUAUGACACAGCCACUGGGAAAUUUACCUGUGUGGUUGCUGGUGUCUAUUAUUUCACCUACCACAUCACUGUUUAUUCAAGGAAUGUUAGAGUUGCUCUGAUUAAAAAUGGGAUCAAAGUGCUCCACACUGUAGACAGAUACCAGGGGGCUGAAGACCAGGCCUCAGGAGGAACCGUCUUGGAGCUGCAGCAAGGCGAUCAGGUGUGGUUGCAAGCCCAUGGAGGGGAGACUUACAAUGGGUUGUAUGCAGACCCAGAUGACGAUACAACCUUCACUGGCUUCCUUUUGUUUAGUACCACUUCUACAGAGAUGCCUGAACCUAUUCCACUCUUUGGCGUGUGAUCUUGUGUUACAAUGUGAGGUCAUUUCAUUUUCAUAUAUCUUGUUGCUUAAUUCUCACUAGCGGCAGCAUCAAGAUGAACAUGGAAACAAACUUAAUGGUAGCAUGUUCACAACUCCCUGAUAAUCACAGAGGGGUUGAUGCUCAACGAUAUUUGUGCAUUAUCCCGUUUGUGUUAUUCUCAGCAUUUGGUUUGAUAUUUUUCAUGAAUAAAACUGUAACU